This is a messenger RNA of Orbicella faveolata, 4404 nucleotides long. Its product is annotated as fasciculation and elongation protein zeta-2-like. Gene Ontology annotation, cellular component: cytoplasm; axon. NCBI's taxonomy places the organism in Eukaryota, Metazoa, Cnidaria, Anthozoa, Scleractinia, Merulinidae. The record is from RefSeq and is a predicted model, not a curated record.
CUCGGACGAUUUUUUAAAACGCAACAUGGCGGGCAGCGAGGAUGGGAACCCAUCCGACGAAGACAGCGAAUGGUCUGAUUUUAGUGGCAAUAGCGCAAAAACAAAUAUUUUCGACGACGUGACUUUUGGUCUCAGAUCUCUGGAUCCUGUUGGUGUCAUCAAUACUCUAAUUGCGUGCUUUCCGUGGCAAUCAGACCUUACAUCAGCUGGUAUAAGCGACGGAGCGCCUUGCGCGAAUGACAGAAUUCUCGACCGUGUUGAUCCUUCACUGGAAACUUACGGAGAGCCUUUGACUUGGCGGGGUUCACUUACAGAGGUUAAAUUUUCCAGGGCGUUGAAUCUUCCAUCGUGUAGCAAUGGAAAUAAUUUGCCAGCUUGGCAAAAUGAAGAGGACACUGAUUUUGUCUCAACAAGAACUUUUGACUUUCACAAACUUGCUGAAAAAUUCAGCACACAAAACUCUAGUAAAAGAUGGAGUAGCGAUUCUAAUGGACUUCCAGAGGACUUUGUUUUAUCAAAAUCUUCUGAUCCACUCUCUUCCACUGCUGCUGAUUCUGAUGGUGAAAAUGAGGAUGAAAUUUUUCUUGUCUUCCGAGGAAAACCAAACAAUCGGACAUCAAGUUUUGAUGAGUGCCAAGCUGCAGCAGGGCUCUCUGAGCUUUCAAAUGGAGAACUUUUAGACUUAAAACAGGAGAUGGCUGCCUAUGUCAAAGAGUACUCAGAUGUUCUUGUUGAGGAAUUGACACUUAGGGAGGAAUUAGAGAGAGAAAAAGAAAUAAAAAAUAACUUUAUCUCAACAUUAUUAGCUGUUCAAUCCAGAAUACGAGAAAUACAGUCUAGCCAAGGAAAAGGGAAAAAAGGAUGGUCUGCUAAUUCAGGAAAGUAUUUAACCACAGUGAUACCUUAUGAUGAAUUUGGUGGAGGUCCAAGCACCAAAGUAUUGUUGAGGUUGAUUGAAAUUAUGGAGGCGCUUAUUGCAGACAGCCCUACUGUUCCUAGUCUGCUUACUGAAUAUAUAUUAAAAGUACUGUGUGCUGAAGACUAGAAAGAGUCCUCCCUGCACUCUGGCCGCCCCAUGUAAAUGUUUCUGUCUCAAAGUGAGUGAUGGCAGUACCACCAAUGAUGACUACGACAAUGCAAGCAAUUCCGUUGGGCCUUGGUUCCUCACAAAUGGUUGAGAACUCAAAGACUUAACCCCUGCGCAUAUCUUGCAGUCACUAGUUGAGCACUUGGCAUGUCUAUUUGUGGGUCACAUGCUUCAAAAUGGUCAUGAUCCUGGGAGAUCGUGUCAACAGUAAAGAUAUAAAAGUAAUCUUCGUGAGUCCCAGUUGAUAUCUGAGAAGUAACUACAGUGGAGAGAGCAAGAUAGAGAAUUGGAAGGGUCAAAAAGUGUUCCAAGAAAUUGGAAUACUCAGUCACUUCCUGUUAAGAAACGCUUUCCUUCCAGUCCUCAGUAUUUAAAGACUUUUUCAGAUUAAAUGCAACAAUUCUAUCUUCUUUCAAAUGACAAUGAGAACACAUGUCAAAAAAAUGCUGAAAAACAUACAUGUAAUACUUGAAAUUCAACAUAGUCAUACAGGUAUACUCAGUCUUCUUCAUUGUGCCAAACAGCAUCUUUGACAAGUUUUCAUUGUUUAGAAAUAUUCCACUGAAAUGGAGAGAUGUCUGCAGAAAAUAUUGAUAUUUAUUUUCUAAUAUUUUUUAAUAAUUUGUUUAUUUGAUCUUUUUCUUAAAUAUUAUUUUUUUAUGUAAUAUUUCCAAAAUAAUUUAAAGAAUUAUCAAUUGUGCAUUGCUUAAAGCUGCUUCACAGAGUUAGGUAACACAUGUUUACAUAGGCUAAUGCAAACCGUUAUGUUUGAGUGAAUUUGUGCUAUGAGCUAGGAUUAUGUAGGGAAUUUUGUGUCAUCCAAACUUUAGGUUUGCAUCAGCAUGUCUAAACACAAAGGAUUGUUUUAUAAAAUAAAACUAUGAAGUUUAGCUCGAUGUUGUAAAGGUAUUUUGUUCAAGAAAUAGAAAAUGAAUUGAGUAUUUCAUCAUAGCUGGAGAAAUAUAACUGGAAGCCUGGUCAAACAAGAAAUGUUGUAGAAAUAUGAGCAGUUUCUAGUUCUUCCAAACUUAAUAAACAUUUCUCAGUGCUUAAAUGUUUUCUUUUUCCUUUGCAGUACAAUCCAUUGAGAUCCAUCUUUUCUCUAGGCAUAAAAAUUGUGGCUUUUUUCCAGCCAAAAAGUGCAACUGUGUUUGCCAUGCUUUGACCUCAUGCAAACCGUUUAAGCAGCCAAUCAAAGACCAUGUUACAUGUUAAUUUUUAUAAAUUUCAAUUCAAAGUAUUGCCAAAUAUAUAUUGUAAAUACAGAUAUUAAUAUAUGAAAAUAAAUGCUCUUCUUUUCCAUUCUGGUUUUCUCGUCACAUAUUAAACAGUGGUUGGAGAACUAAUCAGUUUUUGUCAGUCCCUUUGCACAGUGUAUGUAAUUGGGCAAACCAUAGUAGUAGAGCAAAUACAUUUGUUCUGGACAAUAUAAUAUCAGUGUUGUAUCUGUGUUACAAAUAAAAUAUUGCUUACAUUAAGAGAAACCUCGCCAUUAGGGUCUCAACAGUGAAACACCACUGAGAAGACACUUGUGGUGUGCUUGCAUCAUCAUUGGCUCAUGUCCCAGCAUCAAUUUCUUGUAACAGUAUGGUCUCCUCUUCUUUGAUGGCAUCGGAGGUGGCUUAGUGGGCCAAUCCUUGCUUAGAAUUUGCGAGGGCAGUGAGGGUACGGGAGGGUGGGUGGUGGAUGAGGGGCUGCAAAGUCGUGUUUUUGUUCUUCACAUUUCUCUUCCGGCUUAUUGCCUCCUUUCUUAAAAGUAGCCUGACAAGAUUGCAAUGAGAAGUUAUUUGAUAUAUAUUUUCCAGUCAUUCUGUACUUUUACCAAAUUUGAUUAUUUUACAUACUAUUCAUUGUUUCAGACCAGUUUUCCUCUCAGAAAAGAUAACCUUACUCAAAGUAGGUAACAUGAAUUGGAAUAUUGAGAAUGGUCACCAACUACUAGUUCCCGUAGCUCUUGUGGAGUGAGUUUAAGAAAGUUCUUUUGCCCUUAGGCUCGAUUUGAAGGAAAUUGAGCAGCUCCCCUGCUCUCUUGGUGUCUGUUUGGUUUGCUAUCUGUUCUGUCUUGUACCCCAAACUCUUGCACUCUUCUCCCACUUCAUACUCACUGACAAACAAAAAGCAACUGCCAUGCAGGCAUUGUAACAAUUUUGUUACAAUGCAGUAAGUUGAGGGAGUGAAAGGGAAAAAUCUCUUAUACUAAUCUUUAUCAGAAUGUACUCCUCUAAGAUCUGAGAGCUUGGAACAAGUUGAUGCAAACCUGAGGGACUAAUUAAAAUUUACUGCGAUGAAACUGUUUUCCACCAUUUGCAGUAAACAGAUAACUUUCUGUGAAAUUUUGGACAAGCAAUCUUAGUUUGUAGAUCGCAGUGUCAAACACAUUUAUGGACUUGACUGAUGUGAGAGGGUAGCAAAAGGGGGUUGUCAUCCCAUUUUAAAAUUUGUAUGUCAUACAUGUUAUGCUACUUUUAACAAUGGCUUUUUCAUAUAUUCACAAAUCACAUGACUGUCUCUUAGUUGCUUUUGUCACGCAACAUACUGAAGCCGCCAAACGGACUCGCAAGUAGAAAACAUGGAUCUACUUCCAACUCCGUUUGGCCAGGCCCUACGGGCGUGUUGACUUGCGAUGAUUUGCAGGCUGACGCAAGUUUUUCACCAUUUGGCCACCCAAAUCAAGUCAACACAAGUUACUGGCGUCCAUUAACCUUUUAUUAGCCAAGGAAAUACAGGAUGUGUCUGCCUUAAAACGGGUUUUUUGCAACUUGUGUUUACUUGCAAGGAAACUUGCGAGUCCGUUGGGCCACCUAACACAAGUCUCCAUGCAAGAUCAACUUGCAGCUACAUGUACUUGUAACUACUUGUGAGUCUGUUUGGGCAGGGCUUAGGUUUUGCCCUCAUCCAUUCCAACUUAGAACCUUUGCCACUCUCGUGUAAUUUACGUGAAUGAUUCACAACACAAAGUUAUUAUGAUGAAACGACGUAGGAGUGGUCUCCAGUGUGUUGUAUCAGAUUUCUAACAGAUGUAAAGUUGCUGAUAUUCACAAAUCAGACUGACAAGAAACCACAGCUUAAUUUAUUGAAAAUCAUUAAAUAGACAAGAAAUUUUACAUCCAGUGCAACACCAUGAAUGGACUAUUUCAAGCUCCAAAAUGUUGAGAGUGAGCAAAAACAUCUUACAAAUAUCUCCGACUCAUCUCUUUUGCAAGAGCUUAUUGGUAUUAUACAUGUACUCUAUCUCCAUUAUCUGAGAGCUUGGAACAAGCUUAUCCAACCCUUAGGCAGUCCAUUUGCUUUAACAUACAUGUGACUGUGCACAAUUU